GUUUACAGAGUAGAUCGGCAGGAAAGAGGUUGUGCGUUUAUUAGAAACAUUUACACAACAGGUGCCAGUUUUCACAAACAGUUAACACCCAGAGAGAUUUCACAGACUUCUAAUAGGACCAAAUUUCGGGAGAAUCACUAUUACAAAGCUUACGGCGAUAGAAGUGUGAUUUGCAAAGACCAACGAAUAGGCUACUUGGAAACCAUACCAUUUUCCAUACCUUUAAAGACUUUAUUGUCUGCAGCAUUUCUAAAGCGAUGAUGUGAAACUAAAUCAUAGGGUGUAAGAAGUCGUUACAGGGUAUAAGGUAGAAGAAAAUUUAAACUGAAAUGGCUUCCAGUUCGUCUCUUCCAGAUGAAGACCUCGCCUGCCCCUUGUGCAAGGCCAUCUUCACAGACCCCGUCUUACUAAAAUGCAGCCACAUCUUCUGUGAAGCCUGUCUGCACAAGUGGUGGGAGGCGAACAGGGCAGGAGAAUGUCCGAUUUGCAGAGAGAAAACUACGGAGGACCCGACUUCUGACAGGACGACAGGAGCGACCGUUUCAAAUGACGGGACUGAGAAACGAGCUUCUGUGUCUGCGUCAGUGUGCAGUGUCCACGGCGAGAGGCUGAAGCUCUUCUGCGUGAACGACAACGAGCUGAUCUGCGUCGUGUGUCAAACUUCAAAGAAGCACGAAAACCACAAACUGCGACCAAUCGAGGAAGCAGUGCUUAGUUACAAGGAGGAAAUUGAUGGCGCUCUGCGAGUUCUGCAGGAGAAGCUGGAGGCCUUCAAUGAAGAGAAACAGAAGAACAACCAAGAAGCAGAUUUCAUCAAGAGCCAGGCCGAGUGUACGGUCAUACAAAUACAAGAGGAGUUUGAGAAACUUCACCAGUUUCUGCGAUACGAAGAGGUGACCCGGAUCGCUGCGCUGAGGGAGGAAGAGGAGCAGAAGAGCCAGAGGAUGAAGGAGAGGGUUGAAAAAAUGACAAGAGAGAUUUCAUCCCUGACAGAAGCGAUCACAGCCUUAGAGCAGGAAAUGAGGGCUGAUGAUAUCUCUUUCCUGCAGAACUACAAGGUCACAAAGAGAAGAGCCCAGAGCGAAGUGUCAAAUCCAGAGAAGGUGUCAGGAGGCUCUAUCGAUGUGGCCAAACACCUGGGCAACCUGAAGUACAGGGUGUGGGAGAGGAUGCUGGGAAUUAUCCAGUACACUCCUGUCACUCUAGACCCCAACACCAAAGGAGACGACCUCACCGUGUUCGAGGACCUGACCGGCCUGCGGUACAGCGGGGAGGCGGAGCCGAGUUCGGACGACGACACUCACAUCCUGCGGUGCGUGGUGCUGGGCAGCGGAGGCUUCGGCUCGGGGAAGCACAGCUGGGACGUGGAGGUGGGGGACAACCCCGCCUGGGUGCUGGGCGUGGCCGAGAGCUCCUCCAGCGACGGGGGGCUGCAGUCCGGGGAGAUGUGGGGCCUGGGGCACCGGGACGGCGAGUACGAAGCCAUCAGGUGCGCCGUCAGCGGCGUCAAGCUGAACGUUCGGAGGGGGGUGAAGAGGGUCAGAGUGCAGCUGGACUGGGACAGGGGGAGGCUGUCCUUCUCUGACCCCGUUACCAACACGUCUCUGCACACGUUCAAAUGCAGGUUCGCCAAGAGGCUCUUCCCCUUGUUUUUGGCUGCCUCUGAUUCAGACCCCCUGAUAAUCUGCCCAGUGAGGGUCUCUGUUAAAGUGGGAUAGUGUUGCCCUG
Molecule: messenger RNA, 1728 nt
Organism: Anguilla anguilla (European eel)
Lineage: Eukaryota; Metazoa; Chordata; Actinopteri; Anguilliformes; Anguillidae
Product: tripartite motif-containing protein 35-like
Exons: 6
Coding region: 330-1718 (462 amino acids)
Molecular function (GO): protein binding; zinc ion binding
Source: RefSeq, a predicted model, not a curated record